Saccostrea echinata is the source of this 1153-nucleotide messenger RNA. Its product is annotated as threonylcarbamoyl-AMP synthase-like. Gene Ontology annotation, molecular function: nucleotidyltransferase activity; tRNA binding; double-stranded RNA binding. The transcript has 5 exons. Gene Ontology annotation, biological process: regulation of translational fidelity. Gene Ontology annotation, cellular component: cytoplasm. NCBI's taxonomy places the organism in Eukaryota, Metazoa, Mollusca, Bivalvia, Ostreida, Ostreidae. The record is from RefSeq and is a predicted model, not a curated record. The coding region runs from base 15 to 731 and encodes 238 amino acids.
CAGUAUGACAUCAAAUGAUUAAAAUACUGAGUUUUAGAAAACACAUACAUCAUAUUGCAGCGAACACCAUGGCUCGGAUUGUUGAUAUUUGCUCAAAUGAGCUAGGGCAGUUGGUGUCCAUGGCAACAGGAAGUCUUAAGUCUGGUAAAGUGAUAGCUGUACCUACUGACACAAUUUAUGGAAUAGCCGCUCUUGUACAGAACAGUGAAGCAGUGGACCGAAUGUACAACAUUAAAAACCGGGACUACAGUAAACCAUUGGCUAUCAGUGUAGCUGAAAUAAAUGACAUCUAUAGAUGGGGUAAGGUGACAGUGAGCAGUGAUUUACUAUCUGAGUUACUACCUGGACCAGUGACUGUGGUGUUUGAGAGGACCAAGGAUUUAAAUCCAGAACUAAAUCCAGGGACUUUGCUUGUUGGAAUCCGAAUUCCAGAUCAUAAAUUUGUGCGGGAGAUUUCAAGGUCAUGUCAAGGCCCUAUUGCCUUAACGAGUGCAAACUUCAGCUCAACUCAAAGUACAUUGAAUAUUCAGGAGUUUAAGAACCUGUGGCCCCAGCUAGACAUUGUAUUUGAUGGGGGAGAACUUGGCGAUACAUUCCAUUCCAGGGCAGGAUCCACAGUGGUGGAUCUCUCUGUUCAGGGCACGUACAAAAUCAUCAGGGAGGGAAGUGCAAUAAAACCUACUUUGGCAGCACUCCAUGCUCAUCAUCUACAAGACAGAGAGAAAAGAUAGCAAGACCAGGACAGCUCAUAAUAUUAUAUUCAUAUAUACAUAUCUUAUACAAGGUUAAAGAUCUAGCUUGAACAUAGCUACAAUGUGAUACCUAUUCUUUUUAAAUUAGUAUUUUAUGUUUUAAUUUAAUGAAUGCGAAAGGAACAAGAAAAAAAGUGAAUGGGAGCUAUUUUUUAUGAAAGAAAUAUGGAUAGAAAUAUUAGAGAAAUGUUAAAAUUUAGUAUACAGAAAGUUCUAGCUUGAACAUAGCAACAAUGAGAUACCUAUUCUUUUUAAAUUGCUAUUUUAUGUUUUAAUUGAAUAAAAAACAAAAGAGGAUAUAAAUAAUAAACAUUUAUAAAGUUGAAACUAGUUUAGAAAUACAGUGCACAUGCAUCCUUAUAUUUAUUGAAUGGAUUUACAGGUGUGAAACAGGGGUAAUA